UCCUCAAAAUAGGUCCACUGUUUCUGACAUAAAGAAGCAGGAACUAGGAUGUUUCAGAUUCUUCUGCUUCUAGGAUCAUUUUUGCUUCAUAAACAAGCAUCGCUAGCAGCUCCUCUGGAGCAUUGCACACAAAAAUGUGGUGACGUUGCCAUUUCCUUUCCCUUCGGGAUUGGAACUGGGUGUUUCCUCGAUGAGUGGUACGAGAUCGACUGCCAGAAUGACACUGUCCCGAUACUGAAGAAGGCCAACUUGAGGGUGCUCGACUUUUUGCUACCUGAUAUCCACGAGAAAAGGAACGGCAUGAUCAAGGUCAGUCUUCCAAUAAUCUACUCGUCAAAUGUGAGCUGCGGCAGCGAUGGAAGCUCCACACCUGUGAGCUUGAAAGGCAGCCAGUUUGUCUUCUCUGCUUCACAAAACGACUUUGCUGCCGUCGGUUGCAAUAUACAUGCUCGGAUGGAUGACGCAGAGCCUACUAACAUAAGUUGCGGAGCAGACAACAGCACUGUUAGGAACGCCACCUGUUCGGGCAGUAACGGAUACUGUCAAAUCAGGAUUACCUCGGUUUUUCAGGCUUUCACCGUUGAUUUCCAGCCAUACAAUAAAACAGCAGGAGAAAAUGAAUGCAAUUAUGCCUUCUUGGCAGAUAGGUCGCGGUUCAUGCCUUCGGUUAUGGACUUCAAUAAGUUGAGGGCGAGCGGGCAUUUCCCAGCUGUCCUAGAAUGGGGGAUAGCAAAUUCCUCAACAGCUGAGUUAGAGAUUUACAAUUAUGGCUCCAUCUUCAACGUACCCUACAACUGCAGUUCAGUCAGCUUCGAUUCUGCAUAUCCCAUGGCGAUGCCCUUUUUGCAGUGUGUUUGCAGCCCGGGCUUCUUUGGUAACCCCUAUAUAAAAGAUGGAUGCAAAGAUGCAGUCGAAAUAAGUCCGACCUCCCCCGGAAUACCGAACUCCUCCGCCCUACGUGACCUUGCUUUAUAUGGACAUAUGACAAGUUCGGUUUCUGUCAUAGGUAAGCAAGUUUCUACAUUCUAUUCAUUUAAAUUCUUGAUGAUAAGUUCCUUUAUAGAUUCCUGUCAAGCGGAGUACUUUUUUUCUCACUUUUGCCCCUUGAGUUUUGGCAAUGCAGUGGCCCUGGCUAGCGUGGUAGGCCUUGGGGCACUACUCUUGUGUCUUUUCUCACGGUGGUUGUACAAAUACAUCAAGAAGAGAAAAGAAACCAAGCUCAAAGAGAAGUACUUCAAACGCAACGGUGGUCUUUUGUUGGAAAGAGAGCUUUCGACACCAGAAGGCAAUGUUGAGAGAAGCAAAUUGUUCAACUCCAAGGAUUUAGGGAAGGCCACUAAUAAUUUUGAUAAUAGUAGGAUACUCGGGCAAGGUGGACAAGGUACUGUUUACAAAGGAAUGUUAACAGAUGGAAAAAUAGUUGCAAUUAAAAAAUCAAUGGCGAUAGACAAGAGAAAAAUCGAACAAUUCAUAAAUGAAGUUGUCAUUCUCUCACAAAUUAACCACAGAAAUGUGGUUAAGUUAUUGGGGUGUUGCUUGGAAACAGAAGUUCCACUUUUGGUAUAUGAGUUUAUACCAAACGGGACUCUAUACCAAUAUUUACAUGACCCAAAUGCAGAAGCGCCUAUAUCGUGGGACACACGCCUACGAAUUGCAACUGAAAUCGCAGGAGCCUUAUUCUACUUGCAUUCAGCAGCCUCUAUUCCCAUUUAUCAUCGAGACAUCAAGUCCACCAAUAUCCUCUUGGAUGAGAAGUAUCGAGCAAAAGUGGCAGAUUUUGGUACUUCCAAGUCCGUUUCCCUCGAUCAAACUCAUGUAACCACAUUAGUGCAGGGGACUUUCGGUUACUUAGAUCCUGAGUAUUUCCGAUCAAGCCAAUUUACAGACAAAAGCGAUGUGUACAGCUUCGGAGUCGUCCUUGUUGAACUCUUAACAGGACAAAAGCCAAUCUCGUCCCAAAGGGAAGAAGAAGGAAGAAGCCUCGCAAUGUAUUUCAUAAUUUCGGUGGAAGAGAAUCGCUUGUUUGACAUUGUCGAUGCUCAUGUGUUGAAAGAAGGUAAGAUGGGAGAGAUUGCAUCCGUUGCUAACCUUGCAAAGAGGUGCUUAGACUUGAACGGGAGGAACCGGCCUACAAUGAAAGAAGUGGCAAUGGAGUUGGAGGGGAUAAGGAAGACCCAAUAUCCUCCGGACAUACAGCAAAAUCAAGAGAACUGUGAGGCAACUGAAUCUCAUGAUGCUGUCUUUACAUCUAGCAACUCAAGCAUUGAAAUGUCUACAUUUUCGGGUGUGCAGACACUCUUACCUAGGGAGACCUAGUGAAGAUUUGUUUUGCCCAUUGCUCUUAUGGAGCCAUAUUGCUCUGUUUGUCCUGUAAAGCGGUCUUCAAAGGAAAAAAGAAAGGAAGAAAGGGGGGAUGAAGACUUGUUCGUUUACUAACAGAGGGACUUUGGUCAGUUUUUUUAUGGGUCAUGUACUUAUUCUCGGUGUAAGGGACCAAUAAAUUUUUUAAGUUGCACUUAUUUUCGAUUUCA
Eucalyptus grandis is the source of this 2531-nucleotide messenger RNA. RefSeq names its product wall-associated receptor kinase-like 1. NCBI's taxonomy places the organism in Eukaryota, Viridiplantae, Streptophyta, Magnoliopsida, Myrtales, Myrtaceae. The transcript has 3 exons. Gene Ontology annotation, biological process: protein phosphorylation; cell surface receptor signaling pathway. Bases 49 to 2316 code for a protein of 755 amino acids. Gene Ontology annotation, cellular component: plasma membrane. The record is from RefSeq and is a predicted model, not a curated record. Gene Ontology annotation, molecular function: ATP binding; protein serine/threonine kinase activity; polysaccharide binding.